AUGAUCCGAGGUUGUUUCAGCAACAAGUGCAGAGGGGCGAUCCUUGAGCUCAUAAAUCUUGGAACUGCUGAUGCUAAGAUUGGUAAGGUGAUGGAGAUAGUUGGUAACAUGGUGGAUUUGAAAUUCAACAACUUACCGUCCGCUUCCACAUGUCGCUUGCUAGCUUUAUCAUCUAUCAAUCUUGCUAAGCGUCAUGUGAGAACAGUUUGCGAUGAAGUGAAAAAGAACGAUGAACCGCUUUGUCUCCAUUCCGAUGAGACCACCAAGAACAAGUCAAAGGUGCAAAUGUUUGGGGUGUCAAGACCUGACGGUGGAUCUUUGAUUCUGGGAAUUGAGCAAGUGGUGGAGAAGUCCGCCAUCACUGCAUUCAAGGCACUUGCAAACCAGUUCAAGACCCCAGGCGCCCCAAAGGACUGUUUUGAUCAGUUCAUUGCCCAAGUGACUUGCACGAUGUCUGAUAAGGCUGCCACGCAGCUGAAGUUCAACGAGUUAGUUGAACACUAUCGUGCAACAGUUAUUCCAGCCGUGGUGAGCGGUUGGAGUGACAGGUCUUUCGAAGAGCAGCAAAGGCUCAUGACUUUUUCAAACUUUUUCUGCCAGCUUCAUGUGAUUGCGAAUUUUGCUCGUGUUGCUCUUGAUGGUCUUUCAGAGCACGAAGUUCUUGCCUCCGGGAAGAGCAAAGUCGACGAACCAGCGGUGCUGCGACUGGUGAAGGAAGUGGCUCGACUCUUCGGCGAUCGCUCCGCCGGCCUGCACGGGAUCGCGCCGAUUUGGGAAGCCUGGAUGGCAGAAAAAGGCUUGUUCCGUUUUUCUUUCCCAUCUUUUCUUGGCCAUCGCUUCAAUAUUUUGUUUGUUCUGGCUGCUCGUAUUUUCUACCAUCGCCAACACUUGCAAAAAUUUAUAAGCGAGUUCGUUUCCGAAAAGACCGAAAUGGUAGUUAUUUCGGAGCUUCUUGAAGACGAGCUUGCCACUUCUCAUCUUCAAGUGUUGGGGCUCCUCGACCAACUGGUCACAGGUCCUCUCUGGCGUUUGGCGGAAAAUUCUAGCCACAUUUUCGACACUUGCGAUUACGCAAGUCGUCUGAAAUGCUGGUUAGAAGCGUGUUCGGGGUCUCCGGUGACUUUUUUCGAUGGUGACUCACCAGUUGCUUCUCUUGAGUUGGAAGCUCCUGGUGGAGAAACUUCAGCUCGCCUUUUGGAGAGCCUCGUUUCUCAGUCUCCAUCGGAAACAGCUCUGGAGGCUACAUCAAUAAUGCUCGUAGCUUCACAAAAGUUUUUCUCAAAAAAUUUUGCUGACUUCCUACCUGGUGGUCGGCUUUUUCAUCAAAAAGAUAAGCUACGAGAAGACACGCGAUGUGCUCCAGCCACAAACAAUCUUAUUGAGAGCGCUUUUGGUUACUUUUCAUACCUCAAACACAAAGCGCCAAAUAUGAGCAUGACCAGGUGCGAAGCGGUAACCCUGAUCAACAGGAACCACACCAUGGAAUGGUUCCGAUCCCUUUCUCCAGAAGAACAGAAUGAAUGUUUGGAUGGGAUUAGAAAGGAGACGGGUGAAACUUUGAAAUCAGCUGGUCAAAAGCGGAAUGAUUUGGCUAAAAGGUGCUUAGAGUACCAUCGAGAAAAGUGCCAGAACGCUUCAAAAAAAAUGGCCAAGGAGUCGCUCAGUAAGCGUCAACGGACGGAGACUCUUUUCAAACAUGGCUUCUGGCAACAAAAGUCUGAAAUGGAAUCCUCCUUGUCGUCUUAUAAGUGUGAAAAGGAAAAAUGGGAAGCUCUGUCUGCACAACUUCGUUUCAGGCAACGUGUUCUCCUGCAGAAGCACGCCGACAAGAAGUUCUACGUUCUCACUGCUGGCGGCAAGAAGAUCAGCUUGGCGGAAAUGAAGCUCAAGCUUCUUUCUCUCUUCGAGAACGAUCAGAAAGGUGAUAAUCUUGUGGUUUUAGCAUACGAGCAUGCCGGGAAGUUCAUCGAACACACGUUCUUUGACGAGGAGGGAAAGAAGAACUCCUGGAAAGGCCGCGUCGUUGAAGUGCAAGUUCGAAAUGGAGGCGAAAAGGCUGUAUUGGUGCUGUACGAAAACGAAAAAAGCACUACAGCGCUAACUCUGGCCGAGUUUGAGCAAGCGAUAGAAGACGGUCUGGUUGUUUUUCUUGUGAAAUUGGUACCCUGUCAAAUAAAUGAAUAG
Messenger RNA from Caenorhabditis auriculariae, 2184 nucleotides. The record is from the annotation of a GenBank genome assembly. NCBI's taxonomy places the organism in Eukaryota, Metazoa, Nematoda, Chromadorea, Rhabditida, Rhabditidae.